AUGGCGAUGGCAACUUCGACCAGCAUGUCUGACAGCAUGUCGAUGUCUAUGGAAGAUAUGACGAUGACGUUUUUCGAAUCCUUCACCAGUCCUCUGUACUCCAUGUCUUGGUCGCCAACAACGAAGGGACAGUACGCCGGCACUUGUAUUUUCCUCAUCAGCCUCGCCUGCAUCCUGCGAUUGCUCUUGGCCCUCAAGCCAAUUCUGGAAGAGCGGUUCUGGAGAAACUACCCUGUAUACGGGUCAGACAAAGCUUUAGGCCAACAUGGUGAUGUCGAUCCUGGAGCGGGCGUCGCUGUAGUACGGAGAGACAUUUGUAGUCGGUGGAGGGGUUGGAGGGCGGGUGCUUCUGCGGCAAGAGCAACCUACGAGGUCAUCAUUGGCGCUGUUGGAUACCUUCUAAUGCUUGCGAUUAUGACGAUGAAUCUUGGUUACUUUCUCUCCGUGCUUGGUGGGAUCUGGCUUGGAACCUUUCUGAUUGGCGGUCUCGCCAGCAGCAGUGCAACCAUCCACUGCUAA
Molecule: messenger RNA, 519 nt
Organism: Colletotrichum siamense
Lineage: Eukaryota; Fungi; Ascomycota; Sordariomycetes; Glomerellales; Glomerellaceae
Exons: 2
Coding region: 1-519 (172 amino acids)
Biological process (GO): intracellular copper ion homeostasis; copper ion transmembrane transport
Cellular component (GO): plasma membrane
Molecular function (GO): copper ion transmembrane transporter activity
Source: RefSeq, a predicted model, not a curated record